AUGCAGUGUAAGAGAAGCCAACUCUUCAGUGAUCAUACGGACAACGACAGUGACGAGGACUUUGAGAUCGACUGGGUGGUUCUCUACGACUUUGGGGAUACAGAGCUUCACCACGCGAUCGACAAGUACGAGACUCUGAUACGGGACAUUGAAGCCUUUGGGCUUGAGACUGAAGUCCGACGUGGGCAUGGCACUGCGCUACUCGUGCUUAUUCGAGUCCCUCGAAAUCAGCUCGGCAACGAGGUCUAUCGCUCAAGAGUCAAGGACUGGCUCUUUGGCAUUGUUCACUCACGACCCUUGGGAGAUAGUGCCACCAUCGUUGAUGCCGAUACACCUUCGGAGGAGAUGCGCUCUGUGUUCCACUUAGUCACUUGGACGAAAGAGCAGGGCGGUGCGGGAAUCACGGCAAAUCUUGGACAAUGGGAGAACGUGACAGCGUCAUUCUCACCACAUGCUUGGAUCGCGAACACAGAACUUCUAAGGAAGCUAGCUGCCAAGACUGUCCUUGGUGUAGAAGACCUGGAUCAGAUCAAAGCGUUGUUCGGGGAAAAGGUCGGCUUCUACUUCGCCUUCUUACAAGCAUACUCUCUCUUCCUUGUCUUACCUGCCGUCCUUGGGACACUCUUCUGGAUUGUUUCAACACCAUACUCGGCGAUUUUCGGAAUGACUGUCUGCUUAUGGAGCAUCAUCUUUGUCGAAUGGUGGAAAAGACGAGAGAUCGAUCUGAGCAUCCGAUGGAACGUCAACGGUGUCGGCGCACUCAAAGUCAACCGUGUCCAGUACACUUGGGAAAAGCAAGAAAUCGACCCGAUCACUGGUGAGGUUCAGAAGAUGUUCCCAGCACACAAGCGUUUGUUGAGGCAGGUGUACUUUAUACCGUUUGCCGUUCUGGCCAGCACGGCACUUGGUGGAAUCCUGGUGGUCACCUUCUUGGCUGAGGCUCUUAUCUCGGACGUGUUUGGGAACAAUUUAAGUGGCUUUUGGGCUGUGCAGUACCUUCCGAUUAUCCUCCUGGCAGUGUCUCUGCCAUAUGUCACUGGCACUUUGACGUCCAUUGCGGCACGUCUGUCCGAACACGAGAAUCAUCGCACAAAUGACGAGUUCGAGCUGGCCCAGGUUCAGAAGGCCUUUGUUCUGAACUUCAUCACGUCAUUCCUUCCGAUGAUCCUAACCGCUUAUGUCUAUGUGCCAUACGGACCGAAACUCCUACCACACUUGAUACCGGACUCGUGGCAGUCUCACAUCUCAGCCAAGGACUUCCGUGUGGAUGCACACCGCUUGCAAGAAGAAGUCAUAUCUCUGUCCAUGGCAGGUCAAGUCAUCAACUUUGGCGAGGAAUUUGUUCUGCCAUAUGUGAAAAGACACUUGAUGGAAGCUCAUCGCAGAUACAAGGAUGGUCAAGAAGUCACCACUCUGCACCAGCGCAUGCACUCGGAGUACACCAAAGCGUUGCUCGUAGAUGCACCUCAAGAGCAAAGCCUCUUAGCUCGUCUGCGCGCAGAAGCUACCGCCCCGCCCUACGACGUACAAGAGGACACGAUGGAAAUGUGUAUUCAGUUCGGCUAUCUCACAAUGUUCGGUGUCGCAUACCCACUCAUGCCUCUUGGUUUUCUCAUCAACAACUGGAUCGAACUCCGCGGCGACUUUUUCAAACUCAUCAACGAAUGCCAACGUCCCCCUCCGAUUCGAUCUGACUCCAUUGGCCCUUUAGUGUCUGCCCUUGAAUUUCUGACUUGGCUCGGUACUCUUUCCACCGCUGCUCUUGUCCAUAUGUAUAGUGGCGACAUCUCACAAGUACGGCUUUCUAGACUCCUGCUCACUGUCUUUCUCGCCGAACAAGCCUAUCUCGCCACAAAAUUGAUGAUUCACUUCAUCUUUGACAAAAUUGGCUCAGAAGCCGUCAGACAAGAAGAAGCAACACGUCGUUUGAUACGGAAACGCUAUCUCGAGACCUUUUCCGAAGAACUAGCUGGGACAUCUUUACCUCAAGCUUCUCACACAUACCUCGGAUCUCGACGUUCUGCGCCUUCUACGUCUACACAGACGCAACAGGCGCUGUAUCCUGGUCCUGAGGUUGUGGAGGUCGAGUGUGUGAGAAGUGAGUAUAAGAGUGAGAAAGGAGAGAGGUUUUGGAAUCAGAGGAAGGAGGUUACGGGCACUAGAGAGGCUGGGAUGAAGUUGAUUGUUGCGUUGAAGGGGGUGCAAAAGUCCAGCGAAACGAGUGGUGGUAAUGACAAGAGAAAGUGGAUUUAG
Molecule: messenger RNA, 2253 nt
Organism: Aureobasidium subglaciale EXF-2481
Lineage: Eukaryota; Fungi; Ascomycota; Dothideomycetes; Dothideales; Saccotheciaceae
Exons: 4
Coding region: 1-2253 (750 amino acids)
Biological process (GO): chloride transmembrane transport
Cellular component (GO): cortical endoplasmic reticulum
Molecular function (GO): chloride channel activity
Source: RefSeq, a predicted model, not a curated record